This is a messenger RNA of Camelina sativa (false flax), 540 nucleotides long. RefSeq lists its product as uncharacterized. NCBI's taxonomy places the organism in Eukaryota, Viridiplantae, Streptophyta, Magnoliopsida, Brassicales, Brassicaceae. Gene Ontology annotation, molecular function: DNA-binding transcription factor activity. The record is from RefSeq and is a predicted model, not a curated record.
AUGGCCGAGGAGGAGAAGGUGACGAUGAACCUUCUGGAACAAAAGCCUCCUCAAGAUAUUGUGUCUGAAAGGACUAUCCUCGAGAGGCCUCGUUUCGUUUUAGAGGUUGUGAAAAGAGAAAGAGCUAGCAAAAUUUACUACUGUAGGUUCUGCAUGAAGGAGUUCUCAUGCCGGCGAGCUUUAGGCGGUCACCAGAACGCCCACAAAAAGGAACGAGAACUCCAUAAGAAGCUGAACUAUGGAGAGAUGUCCUCUGGGCCGUUUAUGUACGGGGGAGGAGGUAGCAGCAGCAGUAGACCUUACCUGUCUUCUACUGGUCCAGGAGCCAAAAGAAUGAAGACGACCAUGUUUCCGCCUCAUCACCAUUCCAUCCUCAACUGGAGCAAUACUGCUGGCCGCCAUAGAAGUUCUACAAGAUAUCCUUUAACCCCUAAAAAGUAUACUUCAAAUGCUUUUUCAAACGAUGAGGAUAUUAAUCUUGAUCUCACUCUUGGUCCAUCUAAUCCCAUAGGAGGCAUAAUAAUCACGUCUAUAAUAUAA